This is a messenger RNA of Rhizophagus irregularis DAOM 181602=DAOM 197198, 1203 nucleotides long. NCBI's taxonomy places the organism in Eukaryota, Fungi, Glomeromycota, Glomeromycetes, Glomerales, Glomeraceae. The record is from RefSeq and is a predicted model, not a curated record.
AUGCGCAAAAAUUCACAUAACACACUUAAUAUUCAAUAUGAAUGCCAAAUAUUACCUCCGAUUUUGUGUUUUUAUACUGAUGGAGGUCCAGAUCAUCGUUGCAACUAUGGAUCAAUACAAAUUGCAUUGAUCUGUCUUUUUCUUCAAGGAGAUUUUAAUUUACUUGUUGCAGUUCGUACAACUCCUAAUCAUAGCUGGACAAAUUCUGCAGAACGAAUUAUGAGUACUUUGAAUUUAGGUCUUCAAGGUGUGGCACUCAAGCGUGAUCAAAUGAGCUCUGAAUCUAAAUCUCUAUUUGAUAUGACAAAUACAUUAAGUGAUAUACGACAAAAAGCUCAAGAAUUCAAUGAAUUAAAAUCUGAAUUAAAAGAAAGUAUAGUGAGUAUUCAAGAUUUAUUAAAUAGUCGAACAGAACGACUUUUAUUGAAAGACAAAAAAUUUAAAUGCCACAAUUCAGCAAAUUCAACUUUGAAAAUUGAAGAAACUACACAAGCACAAAUCCGUCAUCACUCUGUAUUAGUUGAGUUUAUGAAUACUCAUUGCCGUAUUAAAAAAUGCAACAAUACUACUUGUUUGUAUUGUAAACCAAUUCGCCUUCCAUCAUCUGAAUUUCGUAAUUUAAGUUUUCUUCCAGACCCAAUUCCUUCGCAAAAUAAUACAGAUCAUUAUGCAACUUUUCAAGACAUUUAUAGAACUGAAACUACUGAAAAAUAUAGACCAACAUACAUACAAUCACAAGUAAAUGCGGAACCUAUUCCAAAGUCUAUAUUGGUUGUGAGAAAAAUCCGUAGUUACAUUAAUUGUGAAGAUUGUGGAAAACGUCGCUGUGUAUAUAGUGACAAAUCAUUAACUUGUAAAGAGCAACAAGAUUAUCAACAAGCAUUGGAUUCAUAUUCAUACUCUUGUGGUGCACUAAUUUUUCUUGAUGAUCAUUAUUUGAAAGAAACAGUAUUUGUGCGUACUCGAAUCAGUUGUAACUCACCAAUUGAGAUUCUGUAUUAUUCAAGUCACAAAUCAGGAAACUAUCUAAUAUGUUAUUAUUGUGGAGAAAGUGAAGAUUUGGUAACGACGCCACAAUCUUUAAAAGAACAUUUCAAACAAAUUUAUCCAUUAUGUGAAGGAUGUCAGGGUAAUGGGAAAGAAUUCUAUACUAAAGGAGAGAUUAAAACUAAUGGGUGUUCUUCUAAACAUCAUAAAAUAUAG